AUGUAUGAAAACAUGUCCACAAUGGUGUAUUUAAAGGAAGAGAAGCUGGAGAAGCUCACUCAAGAUGAAAUCAUUGCUAAAACUAAGCAAGUGAUUAAUGGACUAGAGGCACUGAAGAAUGAACACAAUUCAAUUUUACAGAGCUUACUUGAAACACUGAAAUGUUUGAAGAAAGAUGAUGAAACUAAUCUGGUUGAAGAAAAAUCAAACAUGAUUCGAAAGUCACUGGAAAUGCUGGAGCUUGGCCUUAGUGAAGCACAGGUAAUGAUGGCCUUGUCAAAUCACUUAAAUGCAGUGGAAUCGGAGAAGCAGAAAUUGCGUGCUCAGGUUCGCCGGCUAUGUCAGGAAAAUCAGUGGCUACGGGAUGAACUAGCCAACACACAACAGAAACUACAGAAAAGUGAGCAAUCUGUGGCUCAACUGGAAGAAGAAAAGAAACAUCUAGAAUUCAUGAAUCAAUUAAAAAAAUAUGACGAUGAUAUUUCACCAUCAGAGGAUAAAGAUACGGAUUCCACCAAAGAGCCUUUGGAUGACUUAUUUCCCAAUGAUGAAGAUGACCAGGGACAAGGAAUUCAACAGCAGCAUAGCAGUGCAGCAGCUGCUGCCCAACAAGGUGGCUAUGAAAUUCCAGCAAGAUUAAGGACCCUUCAUAAUCUUGUUAUUCAGUACGCUUCCCAAAGUAGAUAUGAGGUUGCUGUACCUCUCUGCAAGCAAGCUCUUGAAGAUCUGGAGAAGACUUCAGGUCAUGAUCAUCCUGAUGUUGCCACUAUGUUGAACAUACUUGCUUUGGUGUACAGAGACCAGAACAAAUACAAAGAUGCAGCAAAUCUCCUGAAUGAUGCCUUGGCUAUCCGCGAAAAGACUUUGGGCAAAGAUCAUCCAGCGGUGGCAGCAACUCUAAACAAUCUUGCAGUACUUUAUGGUAAACGAGGGAAGUACAAGGAAGCUGAACCGUUGUGUAAGCGAGCUCUGGAAAUCAGAGAAAAGGUUCUGGGGAAAGAUCACCCUGAUGUUGCCAAACAAUUAAAUAACUUGGCUUUACUAUGCCAGAACCAGGGUAAAUAUGAGGAGGUUGAAUACUACUAUCAGAGGGCACUGGAGAUUUACCAAACUAAACUAGGACCAGAUGAUCCAAAUGUUGCAAAAACAAAGAAUAACCUGGCAUCCUGCUAUCUAAAACAGGGCAAAUUUAAGCAAGCGGAAACUUUAUACAAAGAGAUUCUUACUCGUGCUCACGAACGGGAAUUUGGCUCUGUAGAUGAUGAAAAUAAGCCUAUUUGGAUGCAUGCAGAAGAGAGGGAAGAAUGCAAAGGAAAGCAAAAAGAUGGCACAUCUUUUGGAGAAUAUGGUGGCUGGUACAAAGCUUGCAAAGUUGACAG
Molecule: messenger RNA, 1379 nt
Organism: Phaethon lepturus (White-tailed tropicbird)
Lineage: Eukaryota; Metazoa; Chordata; Aves; Phaethontiformes; Phaethontidae
Product: kinesin light chain 1
Exons: 10
Biological process (GO): axo-dendritic transport
Cellular component (GO): membrane-bounded organelle; kinesin complex; cytoplasm
Molecular function (GO): kinesin binding
Source: RefSeq, a predicted model, not a curated record